Trichoderma breve is the source of this 705-nucleotide messenger RNA. RefSeq lists its product as uncharacterized. The transcript has a single exon. The coding region runs from base 1 to 705 and encodes 234 amino acids. The record is from RefSeq and is a predicted model, not a curated record. NCBI's taxonomy places the organism in Eukaryota, Fungi, Ascomycota, Sordariomycetes, Hypocreales, Hypocreaceae.
AUGUGCUUAACAACUGGCAAUUCAUCAUCCACUGAGCGGGCUACUUUGAGCGCCGCUGCCAGAGCUGUGGUGCCGAACCAUCCCGCUGCCCAAGAGGCCCUCGAAGUUGCUCUCAAAUCACUUUCACCAUCUCUCUUCAACCACAGCCUCCGCCUAUACAUCUAUGCACAAGCGCUGCUCAACUCGUCGUCAGCUGGGCUGCCCGGUUCCUUUGAAGCCUUCAAGGGGGUUUCAGUUGAGCCUCAUGUGCUCUUCGUUGCUUGUAUCUACCAUGAUCUAAGCACAGUGGAGAAGUAUGACGGCAAUCCCAAGCGCUUUGAGAUCGUUGCCGGCGAUGAAGCCGUGCAACUGCUACUCAAGCACGGUGAGAGUGAAUCGGCCGCCAGGGAAGCCUGGCUCGCCAUGUCACUACAUACCACACCCCAUAUUCCGGAGAACCUUGGAGGAGCCGUACAGGCACUCCGGCUGGGAAUAAGGACCGAGUUCCGCGGAUACCAGCUGGCGAAAGAGGCGCUCACAGAGGAGCAGUGGAGAGUUGUCAAGGAAGACUUGCCUCGUCUUGAUAUUGAGAAAGAUCUGUCUGAUGCAGUUGUUCGACAGGCGUUGGCGACUGAGGAAAAAGCACCAAGAAUGACAUGGGCAGGAGAGCUAUUGAAGUGGAAGAAGGCGAACCCAGAUUACCAGGGCACUAACCAAGCAUUUUGA